Papaver somniferum (opium poppy) is the source of this 537-nucleotide messenger RNA. RefSeq lists its product as uncharacterized. The coding region runs from base 1 to 537 and encodes 178 amino acids. NCBI's taxonomy places the organism in Eukaryota, Viridiplantae, Streptophyta, Magnoliopsida, Ranunculales, Papaveraceae. The transcript has a single exon. The record is from RefSeq and is a predicted model, not a curated record. Gene Ontology annotation, molecular function: nucleic acid binding.
AUGGGGAUAACCGACGUACGCCUAACAAGCGAUUCACAGCUGGUCAUUCGACAAAUAGAGUUGGAGUAUAACACAUAUGACGAGACUCUAUCAGCGUACAUGGACCUGGUCCAAACUCUAGCAUCACAAAUACCGAACAUCAAAUUCCGACAUCUAUGCAGAAAAUAUCUAAGACACGCCGACGCCUUAGCCUACAUUUCUUCAAUGUUGAAAGAUGAGAACGUCAAACCCAUCAAUAUAACAACAGUAUACGAGCCUUCGAUCUCCCCACAGCAGGUCCUCGCUACAACAAAUCGUGAAGACGAUGUAGGAGAGGACAUUGCUGAAGACGAUGCAGGAGAAGAUAUUGUUGAAGACUUCGCCGAAGACGAUAUCAUGACAAUACCUAAUGAAGACGAAAACUUUAGUAACGAAGAAGACUGGAGGACCGAAGUUUAUCUUUUCCUCAAAGAGGGGACAUUGCCUGCCGAUAUGAAGCAAUCCCGAAAAGUGCAAUCAAAGUCACGGAGAUAUGAACUUCGUGACGAAAUCUUGUAA